This is a messenger RNA of Rhizopus microsporus ATCC 52813, 777 nucleotides long. Its product is annotated as Metallo-dependent phosphatase. The transcript is spliced from 2 exons. Gene Ontology annotation, molecular function: hydrolase activity. NCBI's taxonomy places the organism in Eukaryota, Fungi, Mucoromycota, Mucoromycetes, Mucorales, Rhizopodaceae. The annotation marks the transcript as partial. Gene Ontology annotation, cellular component: endoplasmic reticulum. The record is from RefSeq and is a predicted model, not a curated record. Gene Ontology annotation, biological process: GPI anchor biosynthetic process.
CAUAUCCUUUUGAUAGCAGAUCCACAGAUGACAGAUAAUUUAUCUUAUGACCGACCAUGGAUUCUGCUACAGAUAACCAAGUUCUAUAGUGAUUUGUACAUGAAACGUAAUUAUAAACACCUGGUAAAUACAAUUCAUCCUUAUCAAGUCUUUAUCAUGGGUGACUUGAUGGACAAUGGAAGAGAAUGGGAUGAUGAAUACUUUCAAAAGGAAUUAAAAAGAUUCAACAAGAUAUUCAAGCGAAAGGAUAUCAAUCCGUAUUUUAUGGUUGGUAAUCAUGACAUUGGCUUUGGUGAUGGAGUCGAGCCUCGGCUAUUAGGCAGGUUUCAAAAGUAUUUUGGCCAAGCUUCUUAUGUCGUACAGCAUACAAACUAUGAUUUUCUUGUCUUGGACACUGUGUCACUCUCGUCCUCCAUUCCGCAAAUCAGGAAUAACGCAUUGUCCAUGUUACAAAAAUACCAAUCUUAUAACAAGACGACGAUUUUAUUCAGCCACGUUCCGCUCUAUCGUCAGCCAGAUAUGUCAUGUGGUCCUCUUCGUCAGACGACUUCAACGAUUAGGGAUGGCUAUGGAUAUCAGUAUCAGAAUUUGGUAUCCAAGGAACUUUCGGACCUUAUCUUGGCAACUGUGCGACCGACUCUUGUAUUUUCUGCGGAUGAUCAUGACUAUUGUGAAGUCAUUCAUAACGGAGCUAUAAAGGAAAUAACCGUGCCAACCUUUAGCAUGUCUCAAGGAGUAAGAUAUCCAGGACUAGUUGUCUUGUCCAUGUCAGAUCAA